AUAGCUUUGCGCGUCAUACCCACAGAAUAUGAGCACAAGUCGGCAACGCAGAUUAAUGAUGCAUUAAUAAUUGCCCGACGGAGAUGCAGUGGGGAUUAUGAAGCUCCAAAGAAAAGGGGGAGGGGAAGGGAGUUAAUGAACUGCCGGUAGGUGGGGAAUCCGACGCUCCGGCCUCGGGGGUCAUCUUUUUUGUGAGUAGGUAGGUACGAUAGGCAGGAUGGGCAGGAUAGGCAAGACAGGCUAAACGCAGUACCGCCCGACUUUACCGAAAUCCCGACCAUUCGCCUACCCCUACCCUAUUGUACUAAUUACCUGUUUAUAUCCUACUCCACCCAAGUCCUACAUGUAUAAAGUCAUAUAACCAGCUUUAAUACCGUUCUAUUCAUCACGCUGUCUUAAUAUCUAGAAAAAGAGAAUACCAUGCCGGCCUUUUCUAGACUUAUCCGUUUUCUGGCCAAGAAUGGCAAAACGUACCAUGGAGAUGCUAUUCUACCAGAGGGAGUAACAGACAUUUCUAAGACGAAGAAAGCGCGUGUCAUCAAAGGGGACAUCUUUGGCAAGCAUGAAGUUACCGAUCAGAUUGCGGAGGUCCGAUUACUUCUAGCACCUCUCGCAUUAGAGGAUGUUAAGUCCGUCCGAUGUCUAGGUCUUAACUACGCACUGCACGCGAAAGAGGCCAAUCUUCCGAUACCAAAAUACCCAGUCCUAUUCUACAAGCCGGUCACUUCUCUGUCAGGGCCUACGGAUCCUAUUCCCAUCCACCCAAUUGCACAGGAGGAACUAGGACUGGAUUAUGAAGUUGAACUUGUCGUCAUUAUCGGAAAGGAGGCUAGGGAUGUAUCGGAGUCUGAGGCGCUCGACUAUGUCCUCGGAUACGCUGUCGGAAACGAUGUCUCGCACCGAGACUGGCAGGUCGCGCGCGGUGGUGGCCAAUGGUCGCUGGGUAAGGGGUUUGACGGCUGGGCACCAUAUGGACCGGGCAUCGUCACCAGCAAUAUCAUCAAAGACCCACAGACGCUUCAGAUUAGUACUAGAUUGAAUGGACAGACAGUACAGAAUAGCAACACAGCCGAUCAGAUCUUUAAUGUGAGGCAAACCAUCGCGUUCUUGAGCAAGGGCCACACGUUGCUACCUGGCGAUCUUAUCUGGACGGGAACGCCGUCGGGCGUUGGAAUGGGCCGCAAGCCGCAGCUGUGGCUAAAAGACGGCGAUAUCGUCGAAGUCGAGCUUGAAAACGUCGGAGUUGUCACCAACAAGGUGGAGUUCACCAAGGAAGACUCCGCUAAGUUGUAAACAUAUAUCUAAUUACUAAUCGAUGAUUAACUGAUCACUUCAGUUUUGUUGUUCUGUCGGCGUUGCUUGCUGUACGACAUAGUACUUAUCUGCAACUACCGUAAGAACUUGAUUGGCUAUAGGAGUGUUCCGAUGUCAGCGUGUGGAAAUUUACUCGUGUUAUGUUAGGUAGCGCUGCGGCUGACAUGCCCCUUUAAGGCUUGGCCCGUAUCUAAAUAAUGCAUAGAUCUGGACUAAAUGUUUAUGAGAUGCCUUCAGCUAGGUAGAUCGUUAUUUUAAAAUAUCUAUUCAGGUCAAGCUUAAAAAUGAGGUUUAUUUUGUAUUAGGUACCUUACCUUUCAAGUAUAGCGUAUGACAGAUCCUACAAAUCCAUGCUACGCUGAGCC
Messenger RNA from Daldinia decipiens, 1679 nucleotides. RefSeq lists its product as uncharacterized. The transcript has 7 exons. Bases 421 to 1293 code for a protein of 290 amino acids. Gene Ontology annotation, molecular function: catalytic activity. Lineage: Eukaryota; Fungi; Ascomycota; Sordariomycetes; Xylariales; Hypoxylaceae. The record is from RefSeq and is a predicted model, not a curated record.